This is a messenger RNA of Quercus lobata, 1196 nucleotides long. Its product is annotated as threonine--tRNA ligase, mitochondrial 1-like. The transcript is spliced from 7 exons. NCBI's taxonomy places the organism in Eukaryota, Viridiplantae, Streptophyta, Magnoliopsida, Fagales, Fagaceae. The record is from RefSeq and is a predicted model, not a curated record. Gene Ontology annotation, molecular function: threonine-tRNA ligase activity. Gene Ontology annotation, biological process: threonyl-tRNA aminoacylation. The coding region runs from base 138 to 851 and encodes 237 amino acids. Gene Ontology annotation, cellular component: chloroplast; mitochondrion.
UUUUUCGCAAACUCUUUUUUUCAACCCUAGCCUCUCCCAUCGCACAUCAGACUCAUCUCUCAAGCCCGAUCUUAACCCUCACACUAAAACCUCCAAUCUCCAAACAACGCAAAGGCAAAACCCAAAAACCUCCCCAUAUGCUAUGCAGCUCUAAACUCAGGGCUGCACUUUCCUCUCAUCUCCGUCGCCACUCCUCAGCUUUCUCUCUUCCUCUCCGCCAUUUCUCUUCCACGGUCACCGCCACCAUGGCCUCCAAUAAUCACCCCAAAGACGAAUCCUACCUGAACCAAGUCAUCCCCAAGCGCAUCCAGCUCUUCCAAUCCAUCCAAGCCAAACUCCUCACCGAAUGCCUCUCUCUCUCCUCCGAUCCCAUCAAGAUUACGUUGCCGGAUGGGACUGUGAAGGAAGGGAAGAAGUGGGUGACAUCGCCAUUGGACGUUGCGAGAGAGAUUUCGAAGAGUUUGGCUGCCAACGCUUUGAUUUCUGAGGUCAAUGGGGUUCUCUGGGACAUGUCUAGGCCUUUGGAGUCUGAUUGUGAGCUCAAGCUCUUCACUUUUGAAUCCGACGAAGGCCGCGACACUUUCUGGCACUCCAGCGCUCACAUUCUCGGCCAGGAAAGUGGGUAUUUCCCUCCAUUGGUCUCUCAUUUACAGGUUUCAUCUUUACAAGGGGAACACGGACACACAGGAGGCCUUAGGAGUGAUAGGAAAGAUGCUUGGCAUCCAGCUAUGUUAAGGAAGGACUUCUUCUUGGCCAGCUCAUGGGAAACCGGUUUACAAUCACAUUGCGAUGUGAAGUUAGUGGCCAGGUUAGGAGCAUGCAUUAUUGUGGGUCCCUACGAAUAUAAUUAAAACAAAUUACUUGCUUAAUGGAUGAAAUGAUGUCGGGCAUGAGAGCCAUACAAGAAGCCAUGUUACAAAGCAACGUGCGCAGUUUAAGCAAUUUCUCAGGAUAGCGCUACAUCACAGUGAGGACUCUUCGUGGAUAUUUUAAGAUUGUAUGUUGUAUAACUUUUUGGCUGUAUCAGAAAGAAUAUUGUAAACAUGAUGUCUGAUGCUCGCUACAUCUUUUUUGUGUCAAAUGGACUUUAAACUUUUUCCCUCCAUUUUGCUGCUGUAUUGAACUAUAUAUUCCUUAAAGAUUGAUAAUUUUCCCGUAUUCGUUAGAGAUAUUGAUUUGUGACAGGUUUGAGAAAA